UUUGCGUGUGUGUGUGCUCACAUUUGCUCACAUUGUAAAAAUUGUUGGCCAUUAUUUGUGUUAUUAUUAAUAAUCAAGUGCUGUUUAAUUAUUAUUUUCAAAUAAAGUGUGAUAAUUAACAACAAUGGCAGGAGUAUUAUUUGAAGAUAUUUUCAAUGUCAAGGAUAUUGAUCCAGAAGGAAAAAAAUUCGAUCGUGUCAUUCGUCUGCAUUGUGAAUCCGAGUCAUUCAAAAUGGACCUCAUCUUGGACAUCAACAGCUGGCUUUAUCCAAUGGAACUUGGAGACAAAUUUCGUCUUGUUUUGGCUACCACCCUGAGAGAAGAUGGCUACUCAGAUGGUGGUGAUUGGACAGCAAUUGAACAAGAGGGUGGUUCACGAGCUGACAGUUUUGAAUAUGUAAUGUCUGGAAAAGUUUAUCGUAUUGAAGGAGACGAAGCAAUGAAUGAACCAAGCACAAGAUUAUCUGCCUAUGUGUCGUUCGGUGGUCUACUCAUGAGACUGCAAGGUGAUGCUAACAAUGUUCAUGGUUUCGAAAUUGAUCAACACAUGUAUCUCUUGAUGAAGAAGAUAGCAUUUUAAGAUCAACUAUUUUUUUUUUUUAUACGUGUGUUGAAAUAUAUUAAUAAUUUGUAAUAAAGAUAAAAUCAAAAUUUA
Aphidius gifuensis is the source of this 655-nucleotide messenger RNA. It is a transcript of the gene Rpb8, whose product is annotated as DNA-directed RNA polymerases I, II, and III subunit RPABC3. Gene Ontology annotation, biological process: DNA-templated transcription. Gene Ontology annotation, molecular function: DNA-directed RNA polymerase activity. Gene Ontology annotation, cellular component: RNA polymerase I complex; RNA polymerase III complex; RNA polymerase II, core complex. Bases 125 to 580 code for a protein of 151 amino acids. Lineage: Eukaryota; Metazoa; Arthropoda; Insecta; Hymenoptera; Braconidae. The record is from RefSeq and is a predicted model, not a curated record. The transcript is spliced from 4 exons.